AUGGGAAACUGUUGCAAGCCAGCAUCGUCAAUGGAGUGGGGCGGAGAGGACUGGACUUCUUUGACGUCUAAGAAUAUUGUUACGAGGAAGACUAGUUCUAGUUCAAGUUCAAGUUCAAGCAAGGUGUUUGAUGAAGCUCAUGGUCACGUGUUAUGUCUAGGGAAAGUGCAGAAGGAGAAGAUUUUAGGCACUCUAAGAGCUUCUUCUGAUCAUGUAAGUGGGAAAGUGAAGAUAAGGAUGUCAAAGAAAGAGUUGAAAGAACUAUUGGACUUGGGAGGGAUAGAGAACCAAAAACAGGUUAAGAAGCACGUUGGGCGAGCUUCCGCUGAGCAAGUUCUUUUCCGCUUAAUGAACAACGCCAAAGAUCAUGAUGCUCAUCACAGAUUCUGGAAGCCAGUGCUAGAGACUAUCCCCGAGGUUAGUUGA
Abrus precatorius (Indian licorice) is the source of this 426-nucleotide messenger RNA. RefSeq lists its product as uncharacterized. The transcript has a single exon. Bases 1 to 426 code for a protein of 141 amino acids. The record is from RefSeq and is a predicted model, not a curated record. Lineage: Eukaryota; Viridiplantae; Streptophyta; Magnoliopsida; Fabales; Fabaceae.